AUGGAUUUGGACAGACGCGCUUCCAAAGAUUUUGAUAUCCUUGAUCAUAACAUUGAUCUUUCGGUGGUUUACACUUCACGAGAACUCUUUGAUCAAGUGGAAAGAAAGUACAGUAAAUUGCUGUUGAAGAAACAUAAGACACAAGAAGAAAGCGGGGUUUUCCGAGUGUUCAGGAACCUUUUAUUGAUUAGAAAAUACCUCUCGCUCUCGCUGGUGGAACGAAAAUUAUUGAGAAGCUGGAUUAAGCUGUGCAAAGAAAAGGAUUAUCAUCGUCAUAUCAUUCAAUUGUACUUUCCUGUACUGAAAGCGGUGGUGGAAAAUAAGGUCAAAUAUCCCGGAGCGCCAGAAAAACUAUUGGGUAGGUUGACGAAAUCGGAAAUCGAUGAUCUAUUCCUCUAUAUUACCAGGAAUGAAAGCAGUUUCAAGAAUUUCAAGCAAGUGAUUGAAAAUUUGGACCAGGGCUUUGAUGUUGAAGAGCUGAAUGGUGAAGAGCUGAAUGGUGAAGAAGAAGAAGAACAAGAGGAAGAAGAACAAGAGGAAGAAGAACAAGAGGAAGAAGAACAAGAAGAAGAAGAAGAAGAAGAAGAAGAAGAAGAGGAAGAAGAAGAAGAAGAAGAAGAACUAGUACAACCGUCCAAACAAAGGCGAAAGUAUAGUCGCAUCAGUGACGACGAGGAAGAUAAUAAUUACACAGUAAAGAAGAAACCAGGGAAAUUCAGUUCAAAAAAAUCAUCACAGGCUGAUAGCACAAAGAAAGCACCACCACCAAAGCGAAAGACCAAAUCGAAAUUCAUCAGUGAUGAUGAGGAGAAACCUGAAGAUGAAGUACCAGAUGACGAUGACCUGGAUGAUUAUGAUUACCAGUCGCUUAGAAGAAAAUCAGCGAAGAAAGGUAAAUCAGCACCAGCUAAGACUAAUAAGAAACGAGUUUAUUCGUUAGAAGAUGAUGAUGAUGAAGAGGAUUACGGAACCCCUCCUCCGCAAGAGAAACACAAGCCUCGAAAAAAACCACUGAAAAGAACCUAUACCUUGGAUGAUGAUGAAUAUGACGAGUUCUAA
Messenger RNA from Saccharomycopsis crataegensis, 1059 nucleotides. RefSeq lists its product as uncharacterized. The transcript has a single exon. The coding region runs from base 1 to 1059 and encodes 352 amino acids. The record is from RefSeq and is a predicted model, not a curated record. NCBI's taxonomy places the organism in Eukaryota, Fungi, Ascomycota, Saccharomycetes, Ascoideales, Saccharomycopsidaceae.